CCUACCAUGCUCACAGUCCCAGAGAUGAUACUUUUGCUACCUUCCCUACUUUGUGCCUUAGCUGGCUAUGUUUCUGCUUCUUUGUCAGAAACUUCAGAUCUCACAGAUCUCUAUCCUCCACUUUGGAAGGAGUGUCCUGGCCAGUUGAGUGACUACAGUGUAGAGGAUGGGGUAUACAUCAUUGAUCCAUGGCUAUAUACUGAAAGAAUGGGGAUGUACAAAAUCUUAAUUACAUUGACAGCUGAAUAUUUUGAAAGAUUUGCACCAAAUAAUGAAGCAAACAUUUUAUGGGGACUGCCUCUACAGCAUGGAUGGCAAUAUGAAACAGACAGAUUAACUGAUCCUACCAAUGAGACUAAGUGUGGCAGACAAAAUGGAGACCCUACAUGCAUUUCUGUGGACAGCUGGUGGGCCUGCAAGAAUUACUAUCUAUCUGUGCUACCCUUCUUUGGUGCAAUUGAGGCUGGAGUAUUAGGGAUCUCAUCAGACCAAGUGAAAGUUUUGCCACCACCAAAGGACCAGAUACAUUUCUGUUAUGAUGUCACUGAUUGUCGUUCAUCCUUCCCAGCUGCUAUGACAAAAUGGAAAAUGUUUUUUCAGCAAAUAAAGAAACCUUCCAAAAGCUUAGAUGACUUGCUGAAAUACUUAUGGGAUGCACAUGUAACAAGCCUUGAAGCAGCCAGAUACAUUUUUGACAAUAGAUAUCUAUAUAUCAGCAAGCCAGAGUCAGAUUUUGCAAAAAGUUGGGUAAAGGCUGUGGAUUAUAUUGCAGCAAGCCGCUUUGAAACAACUUUGAAGAAAACUACUAGAUUCCAGAAGGCUCUGCCUCCAAGACUGCUCAAGCAUGAUGACCAUCUCCUCUCCAUUAAUGAUUUCACUGAUUCCCAGAACAGAAUCUUGUUUUUGCUUGAUCUUUUAAACAAGAUGGAUGAUGCUUCAGGACACAAACUUUUGACUUGGUUCAGAAAUUUCAUGAAGUCUAAACUUCUAAGGAAGAUAGUCAAUGCUAUAAUGGAAGAGGGUAUUAAAAACUAUAAUAUAACACCUCAGGAAUUGGAUAUUAUUUUUUCACAAUACAUAUGAUUAUCCUAAUUCAAGUUUCUUGGAGAAAAGUCAUUUCAGUAAUGAACUUUGACAUCACCAUAUAAUUCCUGGGCCAUCUGGUGAUUUGGGUUUAGAUUUUCUUUUAUAUAUAUAUAUAUAUAUAUAUAUAUAUAUAUAUAUAUAUAUAUAUAUAUAUAUAUAUAUAUAUAUAUAUAUAUAAUUUGGUUAAUGAUGUUUGUGCCUUUUAAACUGAAUUAAUGCUUCUCUGCUUAA
Molecule: messenger RNA, 1317 nt
Organism: Dromiciops gliroides (monito del monte)
Lineage: Eukaryota; Metazoa; Chordata; Mammalia; Microbiotheria; Microbiotheriidae
Gene: C4H6orf58
Product: chromosome 4 C6orf58 homolog
Exons: 6
Coding region: 7-1083 (358 amino acids)
Source: RefSeq, a predicted model, not a curated record